AUGGACAGUGAUGAUGGUCACGCGAAUAAAGCCUCGUCAGUACAGCGACAGAGCGUCUUCUACGAAUCCCUUAUCGUAACAAAAGACAGGGAUCAUAUGCCGAUGGAGGUGGCAGUGUCGUUGGCGGAGGCGGAGGCGAAGGAUAUGGUGGUUGCCAGUGCGCAGCUCAAGCAACGGGUUGCCCUUCAGGACCACCAGGACCUCCAGGACUUGCGGGAAUACCCGGAGAAGACGGUACCCCCGGAUAUCCUGGUCAGACAGGUGGAGUCGGCCUGUCCGCUUCGUCAUUCCAUUCCUCAGGGAUGCAUCCAGUGCCCAGCAGGACCUCCCGGUCCACAAGGACCAAACGGUGGACCUGGCCCAGCUGGAGCUCCAGGAAAUCCAGGCCAAGAUGGACAAGGGGGCGGAGCAGGCUACCCAGGACCUCCCGGACCCCCAGGAGCACCAGGACGGAAUGGUAACGCCGGCGCACCAGGACAGGAUGGAGCACCUGGAGCUCCAGGAACACGAAGGAGUAACUAUCCCGGCCCAGCUGGUGCGCCAGGACCAGCAGGAGCACCCGGUGCACCUGGACAGAACGGUAGCAGCUACGGAGCUGGGGCACCAGGACCGGCUGGACCACCCGGUCGACCCGGAAACCCUGGAACAAACGGAAGCCAUGGAUCACCAGGGCAAGCUGGUGCUGCUGGAGCUCCCGGCUCGGACGCUGCUUAUUGUCCUUGUCCAGGAAGAAGUCGUGGUUAA
Molecule: messenger RNA, 744 nt
Organism: Ostertagia ostertagi
Lineage: Eukaryota; Metazoa; Nematoda; Chromadorea; Rhabditida; Trichostrongylidae
Source: the annotation of a GenBank genome assembly